AUGGACGAAGCACUGUCUCCAGAACAGAUAUUGGCAUUCAAAAAAGCCUUCAAGCUAUUUGAUGACAACGGUGAUGAUUUAAUUCCUCUAAGCGAGCUAGGAACAGUCAUGAGAGCUCUCGGCCAAAAUCCUACUGACGAAGAACUUGAUGAAUAUGGUAAGGAAUUCGACCCAGACAAUAACGGUCUCAUUUAUUAUGAAGGAUUCCAAGCACUUAUGAUUAGAAGGCUCAAAAAAGAUGACCGUGAAGAAGAAAUGCUUGAGGCCUUCCGAGCAUUUGACCGAGAAGGAACAGGAAAAGUGAAAUGUGAAGAUAUCAGAGAAUCAUUCUUAGCUCUCUGCAAAGAUCUCACCGAGGAUGAGCUUGAAGAAAUGCUUAAAGAGAUGGACCCAGAAGGGUUCGGAGAAAUUGACUAUAUUAGUGCUGUCAAGAAAAUGAUCACUUCUCAAACAGCUCCUCCUAAAAAAGCCAAAAAAGGAAAGAAAAAGAAAAAAUAA
Blepharisma stoltei is the source of this 498-nucleotide messenger RNA. NCBI's taxonomy places the organism in Eukaryota, Ciliophora, Heterotrichea, Heterotrichida, Blepharismidae. The record is from the annotation of a GenBank genome assembly.